AUGGAGGAGUGGGAGUAUUUAGAAGGACACAAGGACCUCUACAAGGACAUCAUGAUGGACAAUCAGCCGCCCCUCACAUCACCGGGUAAGAGGAGACUUUAUUGUAAAGGUUGUAAAAUGGAAGAUGAGGACAUCCCAGGAGAUUGUGUCGGAGAAAAGACACAGAGAUCUCACAAGGUUGAGAAGCCUUAUGUAUGUUCUGGGUGUGGAAAAUAUUUUCUUCAUAAAUCAGAUCUCAUCAUACAUUACAGAUCUCAUACGGGGGAGAAGCCGUAUAACUGUGAAGAGUGCGGGAAAUGUUUUACACAGAAGGCUAGCCUUUCCAGGCAUCAGAGAUUGCACAGGGGCGAGAAGCGAUAUGCCUGCAAGGAGUGCGGGAAAUGUUUUUCACAGAAAUCAGAUCUCGUGGCACAUCAAAGAUCUCACACAGGGGAGAAGCCAUAUUCCUGCCUCGAGUGUGGUAAAUGUUUCUCUAAUAGGCCCAAUUUUUCCAGACAUCAGAGACUGCACACGGGCGAGAAGCCGUAUACUUGUCCUGAGUGCGGGAUGUGUUUUUUCAGAGAAGGCCUAUCUUACCUCACAUCAAAGAUCUCACACAGAUGGAAGAGGUUCUCCUGCACUGAGUGCGGGAAAUGUUUCCAUUAUAAAUCCCGCCUUAAUGUGCAUAAAAGAUCUCACACGGGGGAGAAGCCGUAUUCCUGUAAUGAGUGCGGGAAGUGUUUCCAUUCUAAAUCUGACCUUAAUGCACAUAAAAGAUCUCACACAGGGGAGAAACCGUAUUCCUGUCCUGAGUGCGGGAAAUGUUUUGUACACAAAACACAUCUUGUUAUACAUCAGAGAUCUCACACGGGGGAGAAGCCGUAUUCCUGUCCUGAGUGCGGGAAAUGUUUUUCACGGAAGUCUAAUCUUUACACACAUCAGAGAUCUCACACGGGGGAGAAGCCGUUUUCCUGCCCUGAGUGCGGGAAAUGUUUUAUACACAAAUCACAUUUUGUCAUACAUCAGAGAUCUCACACGGGAGAGAAGGUGUAUUCCUGUCCUGAGUGCGGGAAAUGUUUUUCAAGCAACUCCCGUCUUUACACACAUCAGAGACUGCACACAGGCGAGAAGCCAUAUUCUUGUCCUGAGUGCGGGAAAUGUUUUUCACAGAAGGCCCAUCUUUACAAACAUCAGAGACUGCACACGGGGGAGAAGCCGUAUUCCUGCCCUGAGUGCGGGAAAUAUUUUGUACAAAAAUCAGAUCUUGUCGUACAUCUGAGGUUUCACACGGGGGAGAAGCCGUAUUUAUGUUCUGAGUGCGGGAAAUGUUUUGUAAAAAAAUCAGAUCUUGCCACGCAUCAAAGGUCUCACACGGGGGAGAAGCCGUAUUCUUGUCCUGAGUGCGGGAAAUGUUUUUCACAGACGUCCAAUCUUUACAGACAUCUCAGACAGCACACGGGGGAGAAGCCACGUUCCUGUCCUGAGUGA
Staurois parvus is the source of this 1467-nucleotide messenger RNA. NCBI's taxonomy places the organism in Eukaryota, Metazoa, Chordata, Amphibia, Anura, Ranidae. The record is from the annotation of a GenBank genome assembly.